Messenger RNA from Penicillium salamii, 945 nucleotides. Lineage: Eukaryota; Fungi; Ascomycota; Eurotiomycetes; Eurotiales; Aspergillaceae. The record is from the annotation of a GenBank genome assembly.
AUCUCUUCAAUGUCAAAACCCAAGGUUCAAAUUCUACUAUCUGUAGAUUUCGACGCCGUGUCGGGUUUUCUGGGAACCGGGGCGUCGGCCACCACCAACUUAGCUGAUUACAGCAGUGGGUUUUUUGCCGCUCACGUUGGGGUACCCCGUCUGUUGCGACUUUUCAAGAAACAUGGGAUCUCUUCGUCAGUCACCUGGUUUGUGCCCGGGCAUUCAAUGGAGUCAUUCCCUGAAGAGACCAGGGCAAUUGUCGAUUCGGGUGCAGAAAUCGGCUGCCAUGGAUAUGCACACGAGGGGUCAAGCCAAAUGACCGAAGCUCAAGAAAGAGAGGUAAUUACCAGAUGCGUGGAGCUAGCAACCGAUUUGACUGGGAAAAAACCCCGGGGUUGGAGAGCUCCUCUGUAUCAACUGAGAACGCACACAAUCCAAGUUUUGGAGGAUCACGGAUUCCUAUACGAUUCUUCUCUCACGCACCAUGAUUCGUCAUUGUAUUUUGUGCCUCGAAUGUCUGAGCCCAAGCCCAUUGACUUCUCGCCCUCCAAUUCUGCUUCGACUUGGAUGAAGCCUCUCCCUGCCCCACAGCCCAGAACCCCUCAAACUCUGGUUGAAAUCCCAUGCAAUUGGUAUAUGGAGGACAUGACCCCAAUGCAAUUCCUUCCAGCUGCCGAGAAUUCACAUGGGUUUGUGAGUCCAGUGACCAUCGAGCAGAACUGGAAGUCACGAUUUGAAUUUCUUUACAGCGAGGCUCUUGAAAAAGCCACCGAAGAGGGUUGUGAGCAAGGCUUUGUCUUUCCUCUGGUUCUACAUCCAGACACUAGUGGAAUGGCCCACGUGGUUGGGAUGAUUGACAGGAUGAUCUCUUGGCUGAAGCAGCAGGGAGAUGGUGUUGAGUUUGUUACAUUUGGGGAUUGUGCAGCGGAUUGGAAGGAGAGACAGACCUCUUGA